AUGUAUACCGAAGCAAGCCGGAAGGGGCCGGUAGCCAGAAACGGGCCUGAAGAUGAGGAGGGGCUUCCAGCACACCUUGUAGCGGAAAGCAGGAGCCGAGUGCUCGGCCCUGCAGAAGAGCGAGGGUGCAAGAUGCUCCUCCGCUUACAGCUGUCAGGAAAACGGAGCCGAGGCAAGACCGGAGAGUUUCUUGGAGCCAAAAAGCGGUUUAUUUUUGAGCUUAGAAAUCAGAAGUGCAAUGCUUGGGCUUUCAAAGGCGUGCGGCGGCUGCAUACCGUGUACCAGGCAACAGAGCUGCCGGAGACCCACCGGAUGCUUCGCCAAACGUGCCGGGACUUUGCCGAGAAGGAGCUGGCCCCCAUCGCUGCCCAGCUGGAUAAGGAGCAUCGCUUUCCUGCAGAGCAGAUCAAGAAAAUGGGGGCCCUGGGACUCCUCGCCAUGGAUGUGCCCGAGAAAUACGGGGGAGCCGGCCUCGACUACCUGGCCUAUUCCAUUGCUGUGGAGGAAAUCAGCCGCGGCUGCGCCUCUACCGGCGUCGUCAUGAGCGUCACAAACUCCCUCUAUUUAGGGCCAGUGUUGAAGUAUGGGUCCGAGGAGCAGAAGCAGUGCUGGGUCACUCCUUUCACCAACGGAGACAAGAUCGGAUGCUUUGCCCUCAGUGAACCAGGAAACGGCAGUGAUGCGGGAGCAGCCGCGACGGUAGCCAAGCUGGUGGGUGACCAGUGGAUCCUGAACGGCACCAAAGCCUGGAUCACCAAUGCCUGGGAGGCGGCGGCGACGGUCGUGUUCGCCACGACGGACAAGUCCCUCAAACACAAGGGCAUUAGUGCCUUUCUUGUCCCCAUGCCAACUCCCGGCCUGUCCUUGGGGAAAAAAGAGGACAAGCUGGGGAUCAGGGCCUCAUCCACGGCCAACCUGAUCUUCGAGGACUGUGCCAUCCCUAAAGCUAACCUCUUGGGAGAUCUGGGAAUGGGCUUCAAGAUUGCCAUGCAAACCCUGGACUCUGGCAGGAUCGGGAUCGCCUCUCAAGCUUUGGGCAUAGCCCAGGCAGCGCUUGACUGUGCCGUGGAUUAUGCGGAGAAGAGGAUGGCCUUUGGGGCGCCCAUCACAAAGCUGCAGGCCAUUCAGUUCAAGCUGUCUGACAUGGCCGUGGCCCUCGAGAGCGCUCGCCUGCUGACGUGGAGAGCAGCCAUGUUGAAGGACAACGGGAAGCCCUACACCAAGGAAGCUGCAAUGGCCAAGCUGGCAGCAUCAGAGGCGGCAACCUUCAUCUCUCAUCAGGCAAUCCAGAUCCUGGGCGGGAUGGGUUACGUGGCUGAGAUGCCGGCUGAGCGCCACUACCGCGAUGCCCGCAUCACAGAGAUCUACGAGGGAACCAGCGAGAUCCAGAGGCUGGUGAUUGCAGGGCAGCUGCUGAAAGCCUAUCGAGGCUGAAGGGCAGCGUGUGGGUGUGGAGAGGAGAUCCUGGUGCCAUCUCCUCCUGCUGGCCUCCUUGCACAAAAGCCUUUGCCCUCGGUGUCAUCGUCGGCAGAAGAGCCAGCAGGCCGACGCUGUGCUCGCGGGCUACCUGCAGGAGUGACGGUCAGCUGGCCAAAACCCCUGCAGGGAGGACAGCCGCCGACACACUGGGCUGGUCCUUCUUUCCAAGAAAGAGCAUGUCGUAAGACUCAGUAUCGUACCGUGAGACCACCGUUUGGCCUGGAGGGGGCGGUUAAACUUGUCACAUGCAGGGGAACGAGGGGCUUGAACAGGAACCAUCCCUCCCCUGGCGUUACAUUGUGCCUUAUAUACAGUCAAGGAAUAAUUGCACUACGAAAGAGAAGCUUGAUUCUUCCCGCAGCAAUGCUCUGCGGCUUCCAGGUGUUGUGUAAUGAAUUUUCAAAUACUGAACCAUGCUCUGUGUGAAGUA
Pogona vitticeps (central bearded dragon) is the source of this 1909-nucleotide messenger RNA. NCBI's taxonomy places the organism in Eukaryota, Metazoa, Chordata, Lepidosauria, Squamata, Agamidae. The record is from RefSeq and is a predicted model, not a curated record.